AUGCAGAUCCCUCCAGUUAAAUUUGAUGUGGAAACUAUUAUUAAGGCACAGGCAGUUUCAAACGUGGUUGGUGGUGACGAAAAUAUGUCGAUCUCUCAGAAUAACAUUCCCGUUAUUAAUCUACCCAUACAAAACGGUGUGAUUCCUGGACAUCGGUCAGCAGAAUCAUUUUCCGACUUUUCCCUUUUACGGAAAACAGAAAUCUUCAACUUUUUUUCCAAUUUGCUUGGAAAUUCCCUUCGUCUUUCCCCAUGCAAACCACCUGCUCAGGAGGAAAAACUUGAAGAUAUGUUAAGUUCUUCCAUUCGACGAGCAAUUUCGGAAUCUCUCUCUAUGGGAAAUUCAGUAAAUGUGAGUAUACGCGGGAGUCUUACUAUUUCGUCUGAAGGCCGAAAACCUAUGACAGUCACUUUCACUGACGGAGCUGUUCGUUUCACAACGAAGACAACCGCCACUGUGACCCCUUCGAAAAGAAAAGCCUAUCAUCCGGUGAAGUACACUGGAUCAACACCUUCAUCUAAUUCCUCCUGUUCUUCCACAGUGAAUCCACCACACCUCUCUGGCUGCACUACGCCGUCAAUUUCAGAGCCAUGCGCCCUCGACCUCUCAAAAGGCUUUUCAUCUGUUCCCUCUGCUCAGGUUACUCCAUUAAAGUUAAAACAAACACCCGUGGCCCAAAGUUCUCCGUUCAACUCGAUGGCGUUGCUACAGCCAGGUAACCUUGUCAAUCUUUAUCAAACACAGCAGAAUGUAUUCGGAUCUGCACCUACAAUGCUGUCCACUGCAGAUCAAGAUUCCAGUGAAAUAGUUUCAGGGCCCGCAAAGAGGAGGCGCAGUGGUUCCACCAACGUGCGAAAGUCAAACUCAACGCGUCAAUUUGCAUGCAAUCAGUGCGAAAAUGUGUUUGGCUCACUCCAAGACCUUGAGGAACACACUACAAGCAUACACGGUGCCUAUCGUUGCCAUAUUUGCAGUGCCAAGUUCACCCAGCGAUCAAAUUUGCAGCGGCAUGCCUUAAAACACGUGGGCUUUAAGCCCUUCGAAUGUGGUCUUUGCGAAAGAGCGUACUUUCGUAAAGAUCACCUCAUGCGUCACAUGGAAACAACUCAUCCGGGGGUUCCAGCACGUGCGAACAUCCAUGUGCGACUAACAUCUUCAGAAAGCCUUGACUACCUCAGUCGCUUCGUUGGGACUGGAAAUAGCGUAGAGGAUGUAAAACAGGCGAACGAUGCCGAUGAUAAGGAAACUAGGGACCAACAGUGUCUAAUUAUAAAAGCAAAUUCAGGACCCGUGGUUGAUGGAACUCGGUCUAUUGGGUCUGAGGACACAACGAAAUCGCCAGAGUCCUUUCCGGUGGAGUCUAAUCUCAUGGGGCUAGAGGAGGCUAUCUUGUCCACGACUACACCCUGUCCUGACGCGUAG
Messenger RNA from Echinococcus granulosus, 1422 nucleotides. RefSeq names its product Zinc finger protein Gfi-1b. The transcript has a single exon. The coding region runs from base 1 to 1422 and encodes 473 amino acids. Gene Ontology annotation, cellular component: nucleus. The record is from RefSeq and is a predicted model, not a curated record. NCBI's taxonomy places the organism in Eukaryota, Metazoa, Platyhelminthes, Cestoda, Cyclophyllidea, Taeniidae.